GCAGAUACCCACUAGUACUAAAUGGAGGCUGUUUGAAACAACCGAGCGGCUUGCUGUGGUGGAAAAGUUAAAAGCAUCCGAUGAUAUUGCCUUUAAUUGCCUGCUAAUAACGGUAGUCAAGAGCGGUCAGUAUGGAUGGUGGCGCUGACGGUGCUGGGCAAGUGGAGAAAGAGAGCUCAUCCCCUCCAGCUGAAACACAGUCUCCUAUCAUGGACCGUAACCCAUCACCACCCCCAGACGCAGCAGAUGGAGCGGAGGACGAAGAUGUGGAUGCCAUUGGAGACACUGUUUACAGCAAGCACUGGCUUUUUAGCACCCUGACUCAUCUCAUCCAUAUGGUCACAGAGCAUUCAGAAGAGCGCUGUGAAGGUCCAAUGCAGCUAUCUGAUGAUGAGGAGGAAGACUUGUGCAGAGUGUGGGAUAUGGCAAUGGAUAAGGAUGUGGCUGGUUUUCUGCAGGAAUUUAAAGCUGCAGAUAUUCUUCUAGGAGUGAUUUCCAAAUCACGUUGUCCACGACUUACAGAAAUUAGUGUGGGAAUCCUUGGGAAUAUUUCGUGUUUUCCUGAAACUUGUAUGACUUUGAGCCAAAAUGAGGACUUGGGGUCUGUGGUGCUGCUGCUUCUGGGAGAUACCGAUCCUCCAACACUGCUGGAAACAAGCAGAUUGCUGCUGACCUGUCUUUCUCAGAAAGAUGUCUGUUCACUGUGGCUUCAGCGAAUACGACAGCACACAUCUGUGCGCUCCAAUCUCUGUUUCAUCAUGUGCAGCUCCACCAAUACGGAUCUGCUUGAGAAGGUGGGAGAACUAGUUGACAAAUUGUUUGACCUUGAUGAAGAGUUAAUGAAGAGUUGGAUCACAGCUCAGCCUGAUGAGGAGCAGGGGGAUGAUGGUGAAAGCCAUCUGGAGAUGACCUCAUGUCUUCUUGAAGCAGCCAAGCAGCUCAGAUCAGAGAGUCCGAAUGGCCUAGAGGUUUACCUUCAUAUCCUCCAGUUACUUACAACUAUAGAUGAGGGGAUUCAGGUUUUUGCUGCUUCUGAUGGACCGGGGAAAUCUGUGUGGGAGUUUGUCUGUGACGUCGUGUGUGAGGACCUCUGCCAACCAAAUGAUCUUCCAGUUGUACUGCAUGAACAGAAAAGCAUUCUGGUCCAAGCACUUGCUGUGCUGCAGGCUCUUUAUAAAUGUCACGAUGAGUGGUGCAGCAAAAGUGACAGAAGUUUGCCUCUCAUUGGGAGCAUCUUGCGGGUAUGCCAGUACCAAAAUGAGUGCAAAGACGGCAGUGCAAACAAAGAAGAUGAAAAAGAUGAGCACCUCGAGACUGUUGCAGAGAUCACAGCAGAGUUUUUGGCUGACCUCUUCAUUCACAUUCAAAAGGACACAGUUGCAGAUUUGGUGAAGAAAGUUUACCUCACAGAGAAAACCUGCCUCGCAGCUGCUGCCACUUUACUUCCCAAGUUUAAGAAUUCAUUUCAGCACCUGCAGACCAUGUUGUCAGAGGCUGAUCUCCAGUUGGCAGAUGUGAUAAGGACACAGUGUCCCGUCUGAAGCACCCUGCAGAUCAGUGUUCAGCACUCAUUCAGACUCUCACCUCUGCUUUUUAUAGCAGCCAGUAUUUCCUCUCCAAAGAUCCUGCUUCAAAACGAGCUAUUUGCAUUUCCACUGGAAGGACAACAUCACGAAUGGCAAACUGUCAUGUAUUUGAAUAUUGUAAGCUACUUUUAAGUUAAGUCUGGAAAAUUAAAGUUUGGGGUUGUUGUUUUUUUUAAGCCUUUUUUAAGAAUACUAUUUUUGUAUUUAAUUACAGACAGUGUUUAAUUAAAAGUAAUUUGUCUUUAAGCCUUUUUUAGUGUUUUUUCAUGUAGAAAUUGCAAAAAAAGAGCUGAAUAAUCUGCAAUGAGGAAUUCAAGUCAUUAUUAAUACUACGUUCUGAUUCCAGACUCUUUAGGAAUAAAGUAUUUUUCUUAACAUUCAGCUUCAGUCAACACAAUUUAGAGCUUUUAAGACAGCCAACUGGCACUAAAAUUUAAUAAUGUCAAACCACAAUUUUAAGUGUUUUUUUUAUAUAAGGUAGUAGUUAUAUAUUUGGUUAUAAGUAAAUGAACUCACUUUGGUUAUUUAAAUGCUUCUGACUGGAGAAAAUAUCUUCUCACAGGCUGAGAAAAGAAAUUUCUAACCAAACAUUAACAAACCUGUAUGCUUACUUCUAAAAUACUUCGAAAUGCACUGUUAAAUAUUCUAAAUGUAUGUAUAUUUGAUUAAUUCUAGAUUUUUAUCUAAUUAAAUUUAAAAAAUAUAAAUAUUUAUUUAAGAUAAAACUGAGAUAAGUGUAUGGGCUCACCUUUUUAAGCAUAUGAGUAAUGAUGCUAAUGCUGAUGACAACAUCAAGUGUUUACCAGAGGGUGACAGUCACUCUUGUAAGGACAAAAAAAUUAGAUGAAAGGCUUGAGCCUGGCAACAAUGAACUCAUUUGGUUUCCAAAUACCCCAUUUCGCCCACUCAUGGAGAAGAGCAAGAGAACCUGCGCAUUUCCAGCAAAGCUCAGGAAGGCUCUGUGAAUAUAGCAGCUUUUUAAUUAAAGCUUGGAUUGAUGUGAACGCUCUUUCUAAUGGAAAUCCCGAGUGUACGUGAGACAGAUCGCCCUAUGUGGGGGGAGAAAACACAGAACAAAACACGUGUUUGAGCGUCAGCUACACCCAUGAUCCACGUAGGUUGAGGUAACCAGUGUCUUGAUCUAGACGUCAUGACCUGUUUGUGCUGUAAAUGGCUAGAGUGUAAUCACGCUUGGCCUGUCAAGCUUGCUUGUAGCCAGUGACUUGCACUGUGCUCGCUACUCUGUCUCGGAGCCUCGCUUCCAGGCGUGUCAUGUCACUGAGAUCAGGGUGAAGCCCAGAUGUUUCCUGCUGCCCUGCCAAACCUUAUUGUCGGUCUGCCAUUCUUCAUGUAGAGUUGAUAUGAUCCGACUCUGUGAACACAACACAGCAGGCUGUUCGCUGCGUGGAUGGCGUAUUAUACACAUCACUGGCACUGAGGCAUGUCAGAUCUGUCUGAGCCUGAUGUUGGAUGUCAGUGAUUUCUUUGUUUUUUGCCCACAAAUGUGUUGGUCUUUUAAAUGACAUAACAUUUUCCCUCACACUGAAUUUUGGAUUAACCUUAAGGUCACGUCCUGUGAAAGGGCUUUUAUAAAGCACUGACAUAAAACACUGACAUGGAAAUGUUCUCUUUGAGAGACUGAGGAGUUAAUAAAAGUCUCUUCUACACCAAGAAACAGUCAUUAAACAUUAAAUUGAGGGACCGCAUCAAUGAAAUUAGAAGACUAUUUAAGAUUAAAAGGAAUUUGUCAAAAUCAGCAGACGUUUAAUUUUUAUGAUUUUGUGACUUGAUCUUUCAAUGUGCUUUAAGUGCAUUUUCUAAAGCCAGGGUUAUCAUAAUUGAGCUGUCACAAGUGUGCAGAAUGGCCCCAACACUGUUCUAGCGGUUGUUGCUGGGGGUGGAUGAGCGAUAAUGAAGGGAUGAAGAAUGCGUGUGCAGCGUCACGUCCCCAUCCUUUGAUUCCAAGGCCCGUCCUAUUCAGAUCCGCCUGGUUAAGGCGUGUUAAUAAAGACGCGUGAUGCAGUGGGUGCAAUCAAAGCCCCCUUCAGUUCAUUUCCUGAGUUCCCUGGCUUUCUAUCUCUUGUCAACAGAUUGACAAUGAAAAUGUUCCCCUCACGUUAUCCCUGGAUAUCAAAGCCUCUGACCUUUGCUGCUCGCAAAAAAGUGAUGUGGCUACGACGAUAUUUGCGUUUGCCUUAACCGCCUUUUGUGCUUCUUUAAUAAAGUUAUCAAGGAAGGAUAUUGUAAUGAUAAAAUACACAGCGUGGGCGCUACUUAGCAGCUCAAUCUCUUUUAUAGAGAGGUGGAAAGGUUUUGAAUCACCAAAUAAAUGAAUUCAAAUAUAAUGAUAUAAUAAUUAUAAAUUAAGAAUGAAUUAAUCUGUGUUUCAUAUUUGUUAGACAUCAGCCUAUGAGAGUUAUAUUUGCUUGCCUUGAUCUGGACGUCAUCAUUAGAGUGUAAAAGGCUUAUAUGAAGGCAAAUGAUUUCAUAAAAUAAAUUAGUAUCACAUAAGUAAAUUAAUUAAUAUAUUUUUGUUUUUUCAAGAAGUGCUGUGUUAAAAAACAUCCUUUAUAUUUUUCCUUGAAUUAUGUUUUAAGCUGCUUGUAUUGGUGAAUCUGUUACAUUUAGGGAUGCAAUACUGCCAUUGCCAUCACUUUAACUAAUUGUGUUUUUUACAUGAUCUGAUAUGACACCAGAAUAAACAGAACAUGCGGAACAUGUUCAGUGAUGCUC
Molecule: messenger RNA, 4319 nt
Organism: Maylandia zebra (zebra mbuna)
Lineage: Eukaryota; Metazoa; Chordata; Actinopteri; Cichliformes; Cichlidae
Gene: saal1
Product: serum amyloid A-like 1
Biological process (GO): positive regulation of synoviocyte proliferation
Cellular component (GO): nucleoplasm
Source: RefSeq, a predicted model, not a curated record